Molecule: messenger RNA, 4036 nt
Organism: Carica papaya (papaya)
Lineage: Eukaryota; Viridiplantae; Streptophyta; Magnoliopsida; Brassicales; Caricaceae
Source: RefSeq, a predicted model, not a curated record
UUAGUCAGUGCCAUUUUCAAGAAAAUAAACAAAAAAACACAAAAGGCACAAAUUCAAAAGAUAGAGAGAGAGAGAGAAAGUAGACAAAGAGAGUGGAAAAGGGUAUUCUGAUUUCUCAAGAAACAGAAGAAGACAGACAGAGAGAGAAAGAGAAGAGAAAGGAAAGUAAUGGAAAUGUCUGGGCAUUGUAGGGGAAGAUAGGGGGCAAAGCUUCAGCAUUUGGUCUCUCAGAAUCCUAACAGAACCCCUCUCUCAUCUCCCCGUAAUUUCCUUCUUCCGGUCGCCGGCGUCUGUUUUUCUCGCCGGAAUUCGUUGACUUUACUCAUCAGCUCCUUUUUUUUUUUGUUGCUUUUCCCGGAGUUGAUCUGAGUUCAACCCCUCAUCUUCCCUUGAUUGGGUCUUCGUAGUUUCCAACUGAGAGCUCAAAAAAGCAAUUGCAAAGCUGAUUUCCCAUUACCCACUUUAAGAAAAAAGUCGAAAUGAAUCUCAGGUGAAAGUUUCCGGUCAAUUUUCCCGAGAAAAUUGCCAGGUGUAAAUUAAAUGAAGAUGCCAGCUAACGGAGCCGGUCCUGUUUCUGCCACUGCCGCACCUAAUCCGGCUGAAGCAGUAGGAGGAGAGAAGAAGAGCAUAAACCCGGAGCUAUGGCAAGCGUGCGCAGGGCCGCUGGUUAACUUGCCGGCUGCUGGGACCCACGUCGUCUACUUCCCUCAGGGCCACAGUGAACAGGUUGCUGCAUCUAUGAAGAAGGAUGUAGAUGCUCAAAUCCCAAACUACCCAAAUCUUCCGUCUAAGCUUCUCUGUUUGCUUCAUAAUGUCACCUUGCAUGCAGACCUGGAGACGGAUGAGGUGUAUGCUCAAAUGACUCUUCAGCCUGUUCCUUCUUUUGACAAGGAUGCUUUAUUGAGAUCAGAUCUUUCACUCAGAACAAAUAAGCCACAAACAGAGUUUUUCUGCAAGACAUUAACUGCUAGUGAUACGAGCACUCAUGGAGGUUUUUCUGUGCCACGUCGGGCAGCUGAAAAGAUCUUCCCUUCUCUUGAUUUCUCUAUGACCCCACCUGCUCAAGAACUUGUAGCGAGGGAUUUGCAUGAUAAUGUGUGGACAUUCCGGCACAUAUAUCGCGGACAACCAAAACGCCACCUGCUUACAACCGGUUGGAGUUUAUUUGUUAGUGGAAAGCGACUUUUUGCGGGUGAUUCAGUAUUAUUUAUUAGGUUAAAAAGUUUUGGUGAGAAUGCAUUUGACUUUUGUUUUUUAUUUGUAGAUGAUGAAUCCUCAGACUUAGAGAAUGUAUUCAAGAGGAGUAUGCCCUGGGAUGAUCUCUGCGUGAGGGAUACCCAAGCUCUGCCUGGCCUGAGCUUGGUACAAUGGAUGAACAUGCAGCAAAACACUUCGCUGGCUAACUCAGUGCAGCAAAACUACAUAAAUUCCUUGUCUGGAUCUGUUCUACAGAACCUUGGUGGAACAGAUCUUUCCCGCCAAUUGAAUUUUUCCACGCCUCAAAUCCCUCAGGCGAGCAAUUUGCAGUUCAAUGCCCAGAGGUUGCCUCAGCAAGCGCAACACUUGGAUCAGCUGCCCAAGCUACCAUCUACAAUGUUACCACUAGGCUCUGUUAUGCAGCCACAACAGCAGUUAAGUGAUAUUACGCAGCAAGCAAGGCAAAAUAUAAUUACUCAAACUCUACCCUCAAGUCAAGUUCAAGCUCAAAUCCUGCAACCUCAAACUUUGGUCCAGGGUAAUAAUAUUCUUCAGCAGCAACUAUCUAGCCACCAGCUUUCUCGAAACCUUCCCCAGAACAUGCAGCCACAGCAGCAGCCGCAACAGCAACAGCAACUGCAACAGCAACAGCAACAGCAACAACAGAAUAUGGUGGCCCUUAAUCAGCAACAGAACUUGACACAACCCCAGCUGAGUGAUCAAGUAAACCAGCAUUUACAAAUGUCUGACAGUCAGAUUCAACUUCAGCUGCUGCAGAAGCUUCAGCAGCAGCAGCAAGCAAUUUUAGCCCAGCAAUCGACAUUGCAACAGCCCGCUCAACUUCCCCAACUUCAGGAUCCGCAGAGGCAGCUAUUGGAUGCAUCCCAAAGCUACCCUAGGUCCGUGGUACCCAGCCAAAUGAUGGAAAUACCUAAUGCAGCAACCACCUCACUUCCUCAGUCGAAUGUUAUUCCAAACCAGAUGACAAAGAGUAAUAGCCAAACAAAUAUUCGGUUCUCCCAAACUCCACAGCAGCUGAAGCUUCAGCAACAACAAUCUUCUGGAUUUUCUGAAUUGCCUGGAAAUGUGGGACUUUGCUCAACGGUAACAACCAAUCAGCUCUCCAUGAAUGGCAGCAGUAUGAUGACAGGAGCUGCAGGAGCUGGGCAGUCUGUGAUCACUGAUGAUGUUCCGUCUUGUUCUACUUCUCCUUCCACAAACAACUGUCCGAAUGUCCAGACUCUGGUAAGCAAUCGUGCCAGCAAAAACACAACACUGGGGGAGGACAUGGCCCAGUCCUCAGCCAUGCUAUUGAAUCCUAAUGCCUUGGAAACUGUUUCAUCCAAUGUGAAUAUGGUUAAAGACUUGCCACAGAAGUCUGAUGUUAAGCCUUCACUGAACAUCUCCAAGAGUCAAAGCCAAGGAUUUUUAGCUCCGCAAACAUAUCUUAAUGGCAAUGCUCCACAUAUGGAUUAUUUGGACACGUCAUCUUCAACUUCGGUUUGCCUCUCUCAGAAUGACAUCCAUCUACAGACUAAUAAUAAUUCGCUUACUUACAACCCGCAAUCAAUGUUGAUGAGGGACCCUAAUCAAGAUGGAGAAGUUCAAGCAGAUUUAAGGAACAACAUUCCAUAUGGAAGUAAUGUUGAUGGUCAACUGGCAGUGCCCAUGAAUCAUGAUUCUUUAUUGACAAAGGGCAUAGGAGGAUUGGCAAAGGAUUUCUCAAACACUCUUUCAUCAGGAGGCAUGCUUGCCAACUAUGAAAGCUCUAAGGAUGCUCAGCAGGAGCUUUCCUCAUCAAUUGUUUCUCAGUCGUUUGGAGUUCCAGAUAUGACAUUUAAUUCAAUUGACUCCACCAUAAAUGAUGCCAGUUUCUUGAACCGGAGCACAUGGGCUCCCCCACCACAAUUUCAGAGAAUGCGGACAUAUACCAAGGUGUAUAAGCGAGGAGCUGUUGGGAGAUCAAUUGAUAUUACCCGUUAUUCAGGCUAUGAUGAGCUUAAGCAGGAUCUAGCUCGAAGGUUUGGUAUCGAGGGGCAAUUGGAAGACCGAGGAAGAAUUGGUUGGAAGCUUGUAUAUGUAGAUCAUGAGAAUGAUGUUCUGCUCGUAGGAGAUGACCCUUGGGAGGAGUUCGUAAAUUGUGUACGUUGCAUCAAGAUCUUGUCGCCGCAAGAAGUGCAGCAGAUGAGCUUGGAUGGAGAUUUUGGGAACUCAGUCCUUCAAAAUCAAGCUUGUAGCAGCUCGGACAACGGGAAUGCUUAAACUAAGUCUUACCUUAGUUAUUUGUCAGAUUUUUAUGUUCAUACCUUUCUUCUACGAAAUACAGAUUCACACGAACCGGAUAUCAUCUCCAAUUUUGCAGCCCGCAUAAAGCGUAAGCAACUAAAGAAACAAGCUCCUUUAGCAGUUAGACACCGAUUCCUUAAAAUGUCUUCAUCAAAUGCUGUAAUGUAGAACAGAGAGGCUGUAGGCAGAAGGAAUUCUAACUUCAUUACCAGGCAAAAAAUUACAGCAGUAGUUGGUCUGAUAUACUUGAAGAAAAAAAGCAGGCAUGGCUGCCAUUGGAGAUAUUCCAGUUAGGAAAUCUGGCCUUUUAAACUAGUUGGUAACAUGGUAAAAAAUUGCUCUGCCGCCGUGAGGUCAAAUGUCAACUCCUCCUUUUCAAGUGUUUAGUAUUUGAAAAUUUACUCCCACUUAGGUUUUGUUGUAGAAAGCAAUAGCAAGAAAUUUGUAUGGUUUAGUUUUUUGUUUUUGUUUUUUUGUAUUUGUAAAAAGAAUGUAGAUUUUUCAAUGUUUAAAUGAGAUUUUUCUGAUCUGAAUUACAGAGAGUUUUGGUUGA